Malania oleifera is the source of this 1273-nucleotide messenger RNA. RefSeq names its product protein TIC 21, chloroplastic. The coding region runs from base 187 to 1119 and encodes 310 amino acids. The record is from RefSeq and is a predicted model, not a curated record. NCBI's taxonomy places the organism in Eukaryota, Viridiplantae, Streptophyta, Magnoliopsida, Santalales, Ximeniaceae. The transcript has 4 exons.
ACAAAUGUUUUAAUAUUUGUGAGUAGAGAAUCCGUGAGAAAAUAGAGUUUUUUUCCUUUUUCUCUGCAAAGGCGGAAGAAAAUUACAGAAUACAGACAGCUUCGUGGAAGCUCAAGGACAACUCGCAAAAGCCGGAUUCUGCUCAGAGAGGAGUCGCUGCCCCACCCUCUGCUCCGACCCUUUACUAUGCAGACGCUACUUUUGCCGGCGGUCCGAUCCGGCGGCCCCGUGCCAUCGGCGGCGGCGGCGGGACCGUCACUCCCUUACGUACCCCGCAUCCCUCGACCGCUGCUCUCCUUCCACCGCACUAGUAAUCGCCCUUCAUCUGCUUCAAAUUCUGUCUCCUCGCUUUCUCUCUCUUCCCUGAAAGCCCUUCGAUCACUUUCUUCUUCUGCUGCGGUUUCUUCUUCUUCUUCUUCUGUAUGGUCUUAUGACAGCGAUGCUCUCAACAAUGCAAGCACAAGAAGAGUCUCUUUCACUCCGAUUGCUUCCUCUCCCGUUUCCCCCCCUCCCGACGAAUCCGAAAGGGCCAAACUUGCUCAGGUUUCGAAGAGAUUGGAAAGCACUUCAAGGUACUUCAAGAGGUUGGGGGGUUUAGGGUUUUGGGGGCAGCUUGUGAGCACUGUGGUGGCAGCUGUGAUUCUCUCAUUUUCCGUUGUGAUUACUGGGAAGAUCACAUCUCCGGUUACAUUUUACUCUACGGCCGCUGGCAUCAGUGCCGCGUUUGUAUCGGUGUUUUGGUCAUUUGGGUAUCUUCGUCUUUCUGAGAAGCUCCGAAAAACAGCUAGUGAGCCUUCAAAGGCUCCUCCUCGUGCUGAUGUUGUGAAAAGCUUGAAAAAUGGCAUAGUUUUGAACCUUCUGGGAAUGGGUGCUGCUAUUAUUGGCAUGCAAGCAACGGUAGGAUUGUUGGUUGCAAAGGCUCUUACUUCCUCAGCAAAUCCAUAUUACCAGGGUAUCUCCCCUGGCUACAGUCCUGUGCUUGCAUUGGAUGUAUUCUUAGUGCAGGCAUCUGCCAACACCAUCCUUUCUCAUUUCCUGGGACUUGCAUUCUCUUUGGAGUUGCUGCGCUCGGUGACAUUACCGCCUUCAGAAGGCAUUCCAGUUCCAAGGGCUGCAUAAACUUUUCCCUAUUAUAUAGUCCAGAAAAUGUAUUUCGGCAUUUCAGGUAAAAAAAAAAAAACUUGUUUUUGGAACCAUAAUCGGAUUAGGGCAACAGGCACAUUUCAGUGGUGAGAUUAAUAUAAAGCUGCCGGAUUGGCCAUUCCUAUUUCAA